Frieseomelitta varia is the source of this 1846-nucleotide messenger RNA. Its product is annotated as mitochondrial-processing peptidase subunit alpha. Lineage: Eukaryota; Metazoa; Arthropoda; Insecta; Hymenoptera; Apidae. Bases 100 to 1746 code for a protein of 548 amino acids. The transcript is spliced from 11 exons. Gene Ontology annotation, molecular function: metal ion binding; metalloendopeptidase activity. Gene Ontology annotation, cellular component: mitochondrion. The record is from RefSeq and is a predicted model, not a curated record.
UGUUUGGUUAUGAUUAUUGUCCAUUCUUAAACUGCGAAGGUGACAAGUUGAGUUAUAUACAUGUACGUUAAAUGAUUUGGUACGAACAAUAAGAAAAAAAUGUUGAUGCAAGUGUCGCAAAGUUCCUUGACGACAGUCGCUUUUACUAACAGUGCAGUGCGAAGAAGAAGUGUCUGUUUUUUGAAAAAAUGUAGCUUCUCCUCUCAAAAGACAAUUAAUAAUAAAAUAACACGAAAAUCAAUCGUCACACCAUUUCCUCCACUAACUCAGCCAGUACCUAAUUUACCUAAAGCAGUUUAUGCCACUGCUAAAGAAGAACAUCAGGUUACUAAAAUUACAGUUUUAUCGAAUGGAUUGAAAGUUGCCUCGGAAAAUCGAUUUGGCCAAUUUUGCACAGUAGGCGUAUUACUUGAUUCUGGCCCUCGAUAUGAAAUUGCAUAUCCCCAUGGAAUUUCACAUUUCCUAGAGAAAUUGGCAUUUGGAUCCACCAAAACUUAUAAGAAUAAAGACCAGAUAAUGCUUGCGUUAGAGAAACACGGAGGCAUAUGUGAUUGUCAAGCAUCUAGGGAUACAUUUGUUUAUGCAGCGUCGGCUGAACGUCGUGGAUUGGAUACUGUUGUACAAAUUCUGGGUGACAUUGUUUUAAGGCCUCAAAUUACACAAGAGGAGAUAAAUGCUGCAAGACAAAUGAUCAAAUUUGAAUUGGAAUCUUUACUUACAAGGCCAGAACAGGAGCCGAUACUUAUGGAUUUAAUUCAUGCGGCUGCAUAUAGAAAUAAUACCCUUGGACUUCCAAAGAUUUGUCCAAAAGAAAAUGUUGAUCACAUAGAUAGAAAAAUAUUAUUUGAAUAUUUAAAAUAUCAUUACACACCACAUAGGAUGGUAGUAGCUGGAGUUGGUGUAGAGCAUGAGGAUCUCGUUUCAGCAGUUCAAAAAUAUUUUGUUGAAGAAAAAUCGAUCUGGGAGGAAAAAGGAGGACAAGUACAAAAUGACUCCGUAGGAAAACAUUUAAAUACAGUUGAUACUUCGAUUGCUCAAUAUACUGGAGGUUACAUACUAGAAGAAUGUAAUGUUCCUGUAUAUGCAGGACCCAGUGGUCUACCCGAGUUGUCGCACGUUGUAAUAGGCUUGGAAGGCUGUUCUCAUCAGGACUCGAAUUUUGUAGCAAUGUGCGUUUUAAAUAUGAUGAUGGGCGGUGGUAAUAGUUUCAGUGCUGGUGGUCCAGGAAAGGGAAUGUAUACUCGUCUGUAUACAAAUGUACUUAAUAGAUAUCACUGGUUGUACAGUGCAACUGCGUAUAAUCACGCGUACGCCGACACAGGACUGUUUUACAUUCACGCAUCUUGUACACCAUCUCAUGUCAGAGACAUGGUGGAAGUGAUUGUGCACGAGAUGGUCACUAUGGCAAACAAUAUUACGAAUAAUGAGUUAGCGAGAGCAAAGAAACAAUUGCAGUCUAUGUUACUCAUGAAUUUGGAGCAAAGACCGGUUGUAUUUGAAGAUAUUGGAAGACAAGUUUUGGCAACUGGUUCUAGGAAACGACCAGAAUACUUCAUAAAAGCAAUUGAUGAGAUAUCAAAAGACGAUGUAAAAAGUGUAGCACGUCGUUUGCUUAAAUCACCGCCUAGUGUAGCAGCUCGAGGGGAAGUAAGAACUGUUCCUUCAAUCCGAGAUAUUCAAGCUGGAUUAAUUGAUGAGCAAGGCAGAUUACCCGGUUCCCGUAGCAGAUUGUCACUUUUUCGUUAAUUUAAAUUUGCUUUCUAAAAUCUCAUACGUUCUUUUGAUUAAAUUAAAGUUUUAUAUUUAAAAUAUCACAUGUGUAAUUAAAAGUUUUUUUGUUAAUUUA